Molecule: messenger RNA, 1355 nt
Organism: Sceloporus undulatus (fence lizard)
Lineage: Eukaryota; Metazoa; Chordata; Lepidosauria; Squamata; Phrynosomatidae
Exons: 2
Coding region: 505-1233 (242 amino acids)
Source: RefSeq, a predicted model, not a curated record
AAUGAAAUCUGUGAAUAAUCAGAUCUGCAAAACAUGGAGGGCCAACUGUAAAUUAAUUAUCACAAAAUUUGCUACAGUAAUCAGACAUUAUAAAAUAAUAGUGGACAACUUAUAUAAAUUGCUCCCAACGUGCAAUGCUGCCAACGCAUCACAGUACAGCUUGAAAAAUCACAAUUGGUACAAGAGCCAGCAAGUGUCUUCCAGUCCUUUGUGUACUGUACUUUGUUGAGCGAGGUUUUGUAUUUCACUGUCAGUUUUGGCAAGGAUUCAUAUGUUUGUCCUUAAGUCAACACCAGUUCCAGCUGAACAGUUCUUGUCAUCACGUCUGCAUUCAUAGGUUCAAGACACACUGGAUGCACUGGAAGCAAAGUUGAUAUUUCAGUUGAUUGAAAUCAACAGCUCUGCACCAGGUAUUGAAGGAGAUCCAUUCCAUGUGAAAAAGCCACUGCCUUUCAUGUGACUUUUUCUAAUUUUACCAUCAUCCUUUGCUUUUUGGCAAGCAUCAUGAGGGAAAUACUUUGCUUCUGCCUGAUUUUGUCUUUCUUAUGGGAACAGAUGGUGAACGCUUAUAAAUAUAUGAGUGGUAUUUUCUUAGUGACUCAUCCAUCAAAGCAACGAGCCUCAGACUGUUCCAGGCAGCCAACCAAGAUGGACGUAAGCAUACUUGAAGAGCAAUAUGACUGUUUGAAGCAGAAGCAAAAGCAGCAGACACACAUUAUUGUAUUUAAAACAGAUAAAAAUGAGAGCAUGCCUAAGGAGUCUAUGGUCAACCCUGUUUUAAUUAACAAGAAUACAAUAAAAGCAAAAGUGUUUAAAGAACAUGCAUCCAUCAAAGAAGUUUGCCUUGAGUUGCCCCACAAUGGAAAUAUAGAAGACAGUUCACCAUGGAGGAUACAUCUAGAGCUGCACCGUCUUGAACAAGGAGAACACCAAAAAGUUCCUUGUGAUGUCAUGCAAAAUAAGAAUGAACAGAUUGGCAAUGACAGCAAGCUCCUGUCUCAGAAGAAAAGCAUGGUAUCAUGUGAAGAAUCAUUAAAAUGUAGUGAAGAAUCCAUCAAGCUACUUAGUGAGCAGAAAAAUUUAAGCCCUGCUGAAAAGAGGGACAGUUCUGAUUCAUCUUUUGCACCAGUUAAAUGGACAUAUUCACAAAUGUCAGUCUCAAAAUUGGCAUCAGCAUCCAAUAAGCUACCCUAUUACCCUUUCCCUCAGAAAAAAAACUCACAAGAUUUCUGAAACAGCAAAAAGACUUGGACUGUAUGUUUCUCAGUGAGAAUAUUUCAGUAAGGGAGGAAGCUCAUUUCACAUGGUCAAACUGCAUGUGUCUAGUGAUAUGGGUAACCAUGAUGGCAUGGGAC